This is a messenger RNA of Erpetoichthys calabaricus (reedfish), 1648 nucleotides long. RefSeq names its product tripartite motif-containing protein 16-like. The transcript has 6 exons. The coding region runs from base 14 to 1642 and encodes 542 amino acids. NCBI's taxonomy places the organism in Eukaryota, Metazoa, Chordata, Cladistia, Polypteriformes, Polypteridae. Gene Ontology annotation, molecular function: protein binding; zinc ion binding. The record is from RefSeq and is a predicted model, not a curated record.
UCUCCUCAGACUGAUGAUGGCUGAAGCCCAGCUGUGUGGAUUACAGGACGAGAUCACCUGCUCGGUGUGUCUCGACACCCUGACUGACCCCGUCACCAUCCCCUGUGGUCACAGUUUCUGUCUGAAGUGCCUCACAGACUACUGGGAUCAGAGCCAAGUGUGUAGCUGUCCUCAGUGCAGACACACCUUCACCACAAGGCCUGAGCUGAACAGAAACACUCUGCUGAAUGAAGUCAUCAAGAAAUUAAAGAAGACGACUCUCAGUUCUCCUCCUCCUCAGAAUUAUACCGGCCCCGUAGACGCGGAGUGUGAUUUCUGUACUGGUGAGAAGUUCAGAGCGGUGAAGUCCUGUCUCACCUGCCCGGCCUCCUACUGUCAGACUCACCUGCAGCCUCACUAUGAAGUAGCGACUCUGAAGCACCACAAGCUGAUUGAUCCUGAUAGAAAUCUGAAUGACAAACUCUGUGAGAAACAUCAGAAAAGUCUGGAGAUAUUCUGUAAAACUGAUGAUUCCUGUAUCUGCAUGAUGUGUGUGGUGACUGGACAUAAACAUCAUGAAAUGGUCGAGCUGGAGACGGAAAGGGAAGAAAAGCAGAAACAGCUGGAGGCGACACUGAGUGACAUCAAGAGGAGACUUGAGGAGAGAGAGAAGACACUGAAGGAGACGAGGAGGGCGAUGGAUGAAAUGAAGAUGUCUGUGGUAAGAGAGGUGGAAGAAAAUGAGAAAAGCUUCACUGAUCUGAAACGGUGCAUUGAGGAAGCCCACAGGAAACUGACUGAGAGAAUCAAAGAUCAAGAAAAGAGAGAAAUGGAGAAGGCUGAAGCAGUCAUGGAGCAACUGGAGAAGGAGAUCAAGGAGCUGAAGAGGAGAGAAACUUUCUCCUCUUGCUGUGUCCUUCCUGCUGAUGGAUACUUGCUGAGCUUCACUGUCAAUGCUGAUGUCUCAUCUGAGGACCUGAGAAAGGAGCUGUCAGGUCUGACAAAGAGUCUGGAGAAGAUCAGCCAGUGGGUCAUCAUGACAAGGACUCCAUCAGCUCAUGAAGCUCCAGUUUUCACCCUCCAGCCUCCUGAACCUCAGAGCAGAGACGACUUUUUAAAAUACUUCUGUCCCCUCACACUGGACAUCAACACGGCACACAAAGCCCUCCGUCUGUCUGAAGGGAACAAGAAGAUGACACGUGCGGGUACAGUGACUGAAUAUCCUGAUCAUCCUGACAGAUUUGACUACUUGCCUCAAGUUCUUUGCAGAGAGGCUCUGACUGGGACUCGCUGUUACUGGGAGGUGGAGUGCAGUGGAGACGUCAUGAGGAUUGGAGUCGCAUAUAAAGGACUGGGCAGGACAGGAAGGGGUGAUGAGUGCGGCCUUGGAGACAACAACAAGUCCUGGAGUUUGCGGUGGUUUCAUUCCCAGUACUCUGUGUGGCACAAUAACCAGCAGACUGUAAUUAGCGCCCCCUACAGCCCCAGAAUAGGUGUGUAUCUGGACUGGCCUGCUGGCUCUCUGUCAUUUUAUAGCGUCUCACACACAAUGACCCUCCUGCACAGGAUCAACACCUCCUUCACUGAGCCCCUCUUUCCAGGGUUUAGGUUUGGUCUUCACUCCAGUGUAAGAAUCAGCCAUAUGAUACCAUGUGACCAGUGACCAGUA